AUGGGGUCGGACAACGAGGAUAGCAAGGCAGAAGAACAUUCGCAAAUGGAAGUCAGACCUCCAACCGCACUCAGCCGCGAAUUAGGUGGAAACGAGGAAAUUGCCAACAUCUCCGUAAAGCUACCCCCAUUCUGGCACGCAAAUCCAAACUUGUGGUUAGCUCAAGUCGAGUCUCGCUUCAUAGCCGCACGCAUCAGACACGAUGCAACGAAAUACCACACCGUGAUUGCCGCCAUCGAGAGCAACGUGCUGGCGCAAAUCAGCGAUAUCAUCUUAAACCCCCCAACUACCGACAUGUAUGAGACGUUGAAAACACGCAUUUUAGAGCGAUUCGGAGAGUCCGAACAACGACGAAUAAAAAAAUUGCUACAAGAGCUGGAGCUCGGCGACAUGCGUCCGUCACAACUCCUCAGGGAGAUGCAAAUUCUGGCAGGUAACGCGAUGAACGACGCUAUGCUACGAUCAAUCUGGAUCAGCCGCCUCCCAACUGACGUUCGGACCAUAAUUUCAAUCAGCACAGAACCUUUGGAGAAAGUGGCACUCCUAGCUGAUAAAAUCUUAGAGGUUAGAGAAGGACCACAGCUACACGCCAUCUCGACUCGCGAAGAUACGGCGCGUAACUCAACACUGGCGCAGCAAAUAGAAAAGCUAACGCAAGAAGUGGCAGCGCUAAGGUCAAAGGUUUCUACGUAA
Molecule: messenger RNA, 693 nt
Organism: Rhagoletis zephyria (snowberry fruit fly)
Lineage: Eukaryota; Metazoa; Arthropoda; Insecta; Diptera; Tephritidae
Source: RefSeq, a predicted model, not a curated record